Molecule: messenger RNA, 1653 nt
Organism: Serendipita indica DSM 11827
Lineage: Eukaryota; Fungi; Basidiomycota; Agaricomycetes; Sebacinales; Serendipitaceae
Source: the annotation of a GenBank genome assembly
AUGCUCGACGUCCACGUCUCUCCGCCCAUGUUCCAGCUGAUUGCUGGGACGGUUCUCCUUACAGGUUUGAUCUCCAUUGGACUUUGGUUAAAGAACCUCUAUCACGACCCAUUCCCCUUUAUCGACGGUCCUCCGACCAAAAAUCUGGUGUUCGGACACUUUCCUGAAAUCCUUCGCGAAGAAGUCGGUGUUGUCUACCAUCGGUGGCAUGAGCAGUAUGGCCCUGUGUACAAGGUUCGAGGGUUUAUGGGCUCAAUCAGAUUGGUCAUCAACGAUCCAGUCGCUACCCGACAUAUCAUGGUGAAUAAUGGCUACAAUUGGGGCAAACAUGAAGGCGUCCGCGUCGUAUUCCGAUGGAUUGAGGGGAGCAACUAUGGCAUGGGAUCCCUUGAAGGUGAUGAUCACAAGAGAGUGCGCAAAAUGAUGCUCCAUGCGUUUACCCCGGCACAUAUCCGCAGUCUUCAUCCGACUGUUCGCGAAUACGCUGAUCAAUAUGUGGAGGUCUUGAGGGCUGAAAGAAAGACCGCCGAGUACAAUCUCCUGAAGUACAAGAAGCAUGUCGCACUAGACAUAAUCGGAAGUGCUAGCUACGGCUAUGCGACUGGUGUAUUGAAGAAGCAGGAUACACCACUUGCCGUCGCAUUGGAAACAAUCGUCUCUCAGGUCUCCAAUGACACGAUUCGAGUCCCUCUCCCAACUGCGAUUCGAGCAUAUCUUCCGCGUCUGGAAUGGUGGCUUCUAGCAGACUCACGACUCUUUGAUCGUAAUGUCAAGCAACUGAGAAAGGUCGCAUACGAGGUUUUGUAUAUGCGCAAAGAGGCCCUUGGAGUCUUGACGGAAGCAGACCGCAAACAUAUCAAGGAAGCUGGGCUUAGGAUCGACCGAGAGCGAGUAGGAAACUUUGCAAUGGGUAUCGAUGAUGACGCGGCGAUGCUCGACCCUGAUGAUCCUGACAAGUUGGACGACGAAUGGAUUCUCGCACAGAUUAUGGUACUUUUCUGGGCGGGCCAUGAAUCGACAGCCACCUCUAUGACAUGGCUCUUCUACGAACUAUCUCGAAACCGAGACAUUCAAUCCAAGCUCCGUGCUGAGUUGCUCGCCGCUGGUCUCGACUGCGAUGUGCGCACACUAUUGCAGCUCCCGUACCUCAACGGCGUGGUCCACGAGUCUCUGCGCUUGCAUUCGACCUCUGGACAGAGCAUUCGCCAUGCGUUUGUGGACGACGUCGUGCCGUUGGAGAAGCCUGUUAAUGGCCAUAAAAGGCUGGUCAUCAAGUCUGGUCAGGAGGUGGUGUUCAACCAUAUGACCAUGAAUUGCCGCCCAGAGGUGUGGGGCGAGGAUAGCAUGACCUUCAACCCGGAGAGAUGGAUCAACAUGUCCACUGCUGCAAAAGAGGACACUAUGCCGGGUUGGGAGGGUGUUGCCAACUUUGGCAGCGGACACCGGCAGUGUGUUGGAGCAGGAUUUGCAGUCAUGGAAAUUAAAGAAAUCUUGCUCCGACUGUUGACCCACUUCGAGUUCCUGCCUCCGGAUGAUCCUCUUGAACAGGAGAUUGAAGGGUGGAACCGCAUGUUGACGAAACCGUUUGUCAAGAGCGAGGGCAAGUACGCCAUGCCCCGUCUCCCAAUCAAGAUUGUUCCUCUCACUGAGUAA